Messenger RNA from Acanthosepion pharaonis, 813 nucleotides. NCBI's taxonomy places the organism in Eukaryota, Metazoa, Mollusca, Cephalopoda, Sepiida, Sepiidae. The record is from the annotation of a GenBank genome assembly.
AUGACCCGUGUCUUCUUUCAUGAGCUGUGUCUUCUUUCAGGUGUUUUCUUUCAUGAGCUCUGUCUUCUUUCAGGUGUCUUCUUUCAUGACCCCUGUGUCUUCUUUAAGGUGUUUUCUUUCAUGAGCUCUGUCUUCUUUCAGGUGUCUUCUUUCAUGACCCGUGUCUUCUUUCAUGAGCUGUGUCUUCUUUCAGGUGUUUUCUUUCAUGAGCUCUGUCUUCUUUCAGGUGUCUUCUUUCAUGACCCCUCUGUCUUCUUUCAGGUGUCUUCUUUCAUGACCCGUGUCUUCUUUCAUGAGCUGUGUCUUCUUUCAGAUGUGUCUUCUUUCAGGGUCAUCUUUCAGGUGUCUUCUUUCAUGACCUGUGUCUUCUUUCAUGAGCUGUGUCUUCUUUCAGGUGUUUUCUUUUCAUUUCAUGAGCUCUGUCUUCUUUCAAGUGUCUUCUUUCAUGACCCCGUGUCUUCUUUCAUGAGCUGUCUUCUUUCAGGUGUUUUUCUUUUCUUGAGCUCUGUCUUCUUUCAGGUGUUUUCUUUCAUGAGAUGUGUCUUCUUUCAGGGGUCAUCUUUUCAGGUGUCUUCUUUCAUGACCUGUGUCUUCUUUCAUGAGCUGUGUCUUCUUUCAGGUGUUUUCUUUCAUGAGCUCUGUCUUCUUUCAUGUGUCUUCUUUCAUGAGAUAUGUCUUCUUUCAGGUGUCUUCUUUCAUGAGAUAUGUCUUCUUUCAGGUGUUUUCUUUCAUGAGCUCUGUCUUCUUUCAGGUGUCAUCUUUCAGGUGUCUUCUUUCAUGACCCGUGUCUUUUUCAUGUAUCUUCUUUCAUGA